Messenger RNA from Carcharodon carcharias (great white shark), 2241 nucleotides. RefSeq names its product kinesin light chain 3 (gene klc3). Gene Ontology annotation, molecular function: kinesin binding. The transcript has 18 exons. The coding region runs from base 233 to 2176 and encodes 647 amino acids. Gene Ontology annotation, biological process: axo-dendritic transport. Gene Ontology annotation, cellular component: kinesin complex; membrane-bounded organelle; cytoplasm. The record is from RefSeq and is a predicted model, not a curated record. Lineage: Eukaryota; Metazoa; Chordata; Chondrichthyes; Lamniformes; Lamnidae.
GCGAGAGAUUGGGAGACGGGCGGCGGAGGAGGGACGGGCACCGGGCACCGGGUACGGGGCAAGGAGGGCCCCUCACCCUCCCACACCCCCACUGCAGCACCGGCCCCGAGCGCGGCGGAGAGCGCACCUCUCUUGAAGCUGGGGAGUUCUGCUCGUCGACCAGCUAAAGCUACUGUCUGGCUUCACUGAAGACUGAGAAGCAUAGCAACUGUUUAGCUUGGCCCGGUGCGUCAUGUCCACAAUGGUGCAGUUAAAUGAAAAGCUGAGUGCGGACGAGAUCAUUACCGGCACCAAGCAGGUCAUCCAGGGGUUGGAGGCACUGAGGAACGAAAACAAUGCCAUCCUACAGAACCUACAAGAAACACUGAAUGGUCUGACUGAAGAUGAAGAAGCUCACCUGGUGGAAGAGAAGACCUGUCUGGUCCAGAGAUCACUGGAGAUGAUUGAGCUGGGGCUAAGUGAAGCACAGGUGGUGACCGCUCUGUCGACCCAUCUCAGCACCGUGGAGGCAGAGAAGCAGAAGCUACGAGCACAGGUGCGUCGGCUGUGCCAGGAGAACCAGUGGUUGCGGGAUGAGCUGGCUGGCACCCAGCAGAAGCUGCAGAAGAGCGAGCAGAUGGUGGCACAGCUGGAGGAGGAGAAGAAGCAUCUUGAAUUCAUGAACCAAAUCAAAAAGUACGACGAGGAGGAGGCAGGGGAAGAUAAAGUCAGUGUGUUCGCAAAGGGUCCACUGGAUGACCUGUUCCCCAGCGAGGAUGAGCCGACUCAACUGCAUCAGCCACACAGCAGUGCAGCAGCUGCUGCCCAGCAGGGCGGGUAUGAGAUCCCAGCACGACUGCGAACAUUGCACAACCUGGUCAUACAGUAUGCUUCACAAGGCCGCUAUGAAGUGGCUGUUCCACUCUGUAAACAAGCACUGGAGGACCUGGAGAAAACGUCAGGCCACAACCACCCCGACGUGGCCACCAUGCUAAAUAUUCUCGCCUUGGUGUACAGAGAUCAAAACAAAUACAAAGAAGCUGCAAACCUCUUGAACGAUGCUCUGACGAUCCGGGAGAAAACCCUGGGCCAGGACCAUCCAGCGGUAGCUGCCACAUUGAAUAAUCUUGCUGUACUUUUUGGCAAGAGAGGAAAAUACAAAGAAGCUGAACCGCUCUGCAAGAGAGCUUUGGAAAUCCGAGAGAAGGUGCUGGGCAAGGACCACCCCGAUGUAGCAAAGCAGCUGAAUAACCUGGCGUUGCUGUGUCAGAACCAGGGCAAGUAUGAGGAGGUGGAGUAUUACUAUGAGCGGGCCUUGGAGAUCUACCAGACCAAGCUGGGAUCAGAGGAUCCCAAUGUGGCCAAGACGAAGAAUAACCUGGCUUCCUGCUACUUAAAGCAAGGCAAGUACAGACAGGCUGAGGCUCUGUACAAAGAAAUCCUAACACGGGCCCACGAGAGAGAGUUUGGCUCUGUUGAUGGUGACCACAGGCGGGUGUGGAUAAACUCUGAAGACGGAGACGAUUCAAACAAGGUUAUGUUUACCACACUGUGCCUGUCAUCAGGCAAGCCGCCCAUAAGACUUGUCAGUGUCGCUAAGGGUAGACUGACCCCUGCAGACAGCUACUGGGAACGCAUCGAAUCUUCAGUCUACUGCACAGCCUGCAGCGAUACAGCAGGACUGCCAGAUGGUGACGGGACUCUACGACUGCAGCAGAAAGGGAAUGAGAUUGUUCUGAUCCCCAACAAAAGGGACACCAAUUUCUUGCCAAAGGCACCUGGCAGCACACCCAACACUCGCCCCUGCAGGCGGCUCUACCCCUGUGACUACCUGGAUGCUACCGCUGUGAUAUUUGCAAAUGGGCCAGAGGGCUGCGAGGAAGUGAGUAUGGGACUGGAAUGGAAUGGGGACACGCUUGGGAGCCUGAAACGCAGCGGAUCCUUCACCAAACUCCGUGACUCCAUUCGAAGAAGCAGCGAGAAGCUUGUCCGAAAGCUGAAAGGAGUCACAGCACAGGACACACGGCCAAGGAACCCAGGGAUGAAGCGAGCAAAUUCCCUGAAUGUUCUGAAUGUGGGAAGCAGAACUACUGGAGACACCUACCAGCCGCCGACCAACAGCCUGACGGAAUCCCGCGUCCUGAGCACCAGCCACACCCACCUGGCACGCCGUGGGUCUCUGACCGAAUCCGGCUAGGACACACUGGGCAUCAGGAGCAUCUGAAGUUGCUCAGAACUCUGCAGUGCACUGCCCCUCAACAC